This is a messenger RNA of Paramecium sonneborni, 1023 nucleotides long. NCBI's taxonomy places the organism in Eukaryota, Ciliophora, Oligohymenophorea, Peniculida, Parameciidae. The record is from the annotation of a GenBank genome assembly.
AUGGGUUAUUGGAGACCAAAUUAUUUAUCUGAUGAAAUAGAAUUUUGCUUUAAAAUACAAGAAUCUUGUUUAGGAGGAUGGAUUGUUGGUGAUUCUCUAUGCAUUUAAGGUCAUAUUGGAGGAUUAUGUGAGGAAUGUGAUAAAUUCAAUGUUAGGGGGAAUGGGAUGUUUUUUAAGAAUCAAUACAAUUCACUUUGUUAUUAAUGUGGAGAUGAAUCUAAUCAUUUUCAAUUUUUUAUUUUGGCUUCUCUAUGGUAUUAAAAUAUUUAAAUAUUUAGGGUUAUUUUUUCAACUCUAUUCACAUUAAAUAGUAUUGAUAAAUCAAAUAGACUAUUUUCAAUUUUGAAAGUUAGAUAAAGAUUUGCAAGAAUCAUUUUUAAAUUAAGUUAAAGUAAAUUAUAUUUUAAUCUUUAGAUCAUGCAAGUAUUUUACUAAAACUAUAUCUCAACUAUAUAUGGAUAUUUUCAGUAAUUUUUUCAUUCAAUCUUAAAUUUUCUUUUUCAUUUGGCUUUAUUGAUUAAACAAGCAAUCCAUCGUUUUUUAUAGCUAAUAGUUUGGAUUGUUAUUUAUCUGAGUUUUAAGAAAUUCAAUUGAUCUACUUGAGAAUUAUUACUAUGUUUCUAUCCUUGGCCUGUUUAUUUUUUGCCAUAUUUAUUGGAUUUAAACUUUAUUCUUUAAUUAAACAUAAAAAAUUUUAAACUAGUAUUUUAUCAAUAACAGCACUUUAUUUGUUUGUUACUAAUUAUCCUGCUUUUAUUAAACAGUAAAUUUAUUAUUUAUAAUAGAUUUUUCUCUUUACUGGCUAAGAGAUAAAUUUCAAAAAUAAAUUAUAUUUAAGGUGAUGUUUCAUUACUAUAUGGAACUUAAACUCAUGUUAAUUGGAUUAUAAGCUUUAUACUUCCAGGAUUAGCAUUAAUAGGUAUUGUAUUACCUUUUUCUCUUUUAUUGUUACUGUACAUUAAAAGAAAUUAAUUAGAAAAAAUUAAUCUAAGAAAACAUAUAUGUUAUUUAUUUAAUGAAUAU